ACUGCAUAAUACUCAAGGUUAAGUUGGAAGGGACAUAUAUAGGCAUGUCAUCUAAAAGGACGUAUCUCUCGUGCCCAAUAACGGAAAAAGAAAAGGACAGAAGAUGAGAAAAAAGAGCAAGAUAAAGGAACACUGUUGAAGUAUUUUGGAGCACAACCAACUGUACCUGCCCCCGAUGUGUCAUCAAGUGUCAGUGCCUCCACAGCUGAUGAUACAGCAGGUUCACCCCCAGCAGACUUACAGUCACCUGAAAGUGAGGAAGAACUUUUACCCAUUGAGGAACAGUUACCAGCAUUGACAGUCACUGAUACACCGACUUCAACCUCUGCCGGCAUAACAGGUCAGUUAAUCUAACUGUUUUUGUUUUGUGUUGCCUUACUUAACUGUGAAAUAUCUUGUGUUAUGUUAUGAUUCUAUUUUUGUAUCUAAUGUCCCUACAGGUCCUUCUACAGCAUCCACUGCUAUGGAUGUCCCAUCCACUCCCUCAACAAGCACCAGCUAUCAAGGUGGAUCAACAGCUCCUCCAAUUGACCCAGCUGAAUGGUCAGCAUUCCUGUCUGACUCAGAAAGGACUGAUCUGGUAAGAACAGGGCCAGUGCAAAUUAGUGACACCUUCACCUUCCCCAAAAAAUCUGAUGGUCGAAGCUUUCAUUACCAUUAUACGUGUAGACAAUUAGUUAAUGGGGAAAAAAUCAAGCAAAGCUGGCUAAUUUAUUCAAAGAAGAAUGAUGCGGUAUACUGCUUCUGUUGCAAAUUAUUCUCCAGAAAGUCCACAAAACUGUUAACAGAGGGACAGCGUGAUUGGGUCAAUGUAGGAGCUUUUCUGAAACAGCAUGAGAAUAGUGUAGAUCACUGCAGCAAUAUGAUGAAGUGGAAAGACUUUGCCCUCCGUCUUUCUAAGCAGAAGACUAUUGAUGCGACAGAAAUGGCUCUUUUGGAGGCAGAAAGAAAUCGUUGGGGAGAUGUUCUCACACGUUUGAUUAGCAUCAUUCAGUCUUUGGCAGAGAGGAAUCUUGCUUUCAGGGGUUCUGUCGAUACUUUGCAUCAGGCCAACAAUGGGAACUUCCUGAAAGAGGUAGAACUGAUGGCAAAAUUUGACCCGGUGUUAAAAGACCACAUCAGGAGAAUUGAUAGUGGAAUGCAGCACAACACGUACCUGGGUAAGACUAUCCAAAAUGAGCUGAUAGAGUGUAUCAGUGACAAAAUAAUGGAGGCAAUGGUGGCAGAAAUCAAGGACUGCAAAUAUUAUGCCAUCAUAUUAGACUGUACACCUGAUGUUAGUCACCAGGAACAAAUGUCUGUUGUGGUGCGCACAGUCACUCUGGGCAAAACACCAGAAAUAAAAGAGCACUUUUUGGGAUUUCUCAUAGCUCCACAAUCCACUGGCCUGGGUUUGUCCAAUUUAAUCCUUAACAGGCUUGAGGAAUUGAACAUCCCUUUUCAGGACUGUCGGGGCAGUCUUACGACAAUGGGGCCAAUAUGAAGGGGAAGAACAAAGGUGUGCAGGCUAGGCUCUUGGUCAAAAAUCCAAGAGCUUUUUAUGUGCCUUGCAGUGCUCAUACCUUGAAUCUGACCGUCUCAGAUGCAGCCAAAGCAUCAACUGAUGCUUAUCGUUUUUUCGGAAAUGUGGAGAAGGUAUACAAUUUGUUCGCUGGGUCCACUCAAAGGUGGGCCAUCUUACGGCAGUUUGUUGACCUCACCCUCAAGUCCUGGAGUGAGACCCGCUGGGAAAGCCGCAUCAAAAGCAUUGAAGCUUUGAGCUAACAGGCAGAGAAGGUGAGGGAAGCCCUGUUAGAAGUAAGGAAUAAAGCCACUGACCCUGUAGUGGCUGUUGAAGCCAACUCCCUUGCUGAAGAAAUAGGGUCAUUUCGGUUUCAGAUUUGUUGUGCUGUCUGGUUUGACAUUUUGACGAAAAUUAACAUCACCAGCAAGCUGCUACAGUCAACCAACAUGCAGCUUGAUGUAGCUGUAAACCUUGUACACAAGAACAAAAGUGAACUGAUCAUUUACCGGCAAAAAGGCUUCUCUGAUGCACAGACAUCUGCAAAAGAGAUUUGUGAGCAGAUGAAUACAGAAGCAGUUCUAAAAGAGAAGCGAUUGCGCUCUACAAAAAGGCCCUUUGCUUAUGAGGCUGCAGAUGAACCGUUGGCAGAUGCAAUGAAGAGGCUAGAAGUGUCCUUUUUUAAUGCUGUUGUCGACUGUAGCAUUCAGUCAUUGGAGGAUAGAUUUCAUUCUCUAAGCGAGGUCAAAGAAAACUUUGGAGUGCAGCUCAAUUUUAAGGAGCUCGAUCGAAAGGUCCAGAGGGAACAAUGUGAGCUUCUUGGGGAAAAACUCUCGUGUGGAGAGGAGGCUGAUGUUGAUGGUAGCGCACUGGCUGUAGAGAUCGAGAGUCUUCCUGAAUUUCCCCAAACCAUGACCGCCCUUGAGCUGCUCACAUACCUCUCACAAAACGAGAUGUGUGAGGUUUACCCAAAUCUUUGGGUAGCUCUCAGGAUAGCCUGCACUCUGCCUGUGACAGUUGCCUCAGCAGAGAGGAGCUUUUCCAAGCUAAAAUUAAUUAAAACAUACCUGAGAUCAUCGAUGGCUCAGGAAAGAUUAAGUGGACUUUCUGUUAUUAGUAUUAAUAGCAAAGUUGGCCAAGCAAUAUCAUAUAAUGAUGUCAUCAAUGACUUUGCCUCCCGAAAAGCUAGGAAGGAAAGAUGUUGAGGACAGUUACAUUGUAUUGAGACAGUUGGGAAUAUUUUCACAAUAAUUGAUUGUUGAACCCUUGCUGUCAUGUUACUGACUUAUCAGUUUUGUUAUUAUCGUUUAUUUGAAUGUUUUGAAACAGUUUGAUUUUAGAAGUUCCAAAUAGUUAGUUUAAAAGGUUAAUUGAAUACUGAGUCACUUUCAUUAUUUAAUCUAUGUAUCUAUGUAACGUUCUAUUUUUUAUUAUAUUCAUGCUUGUCUAUUUUGGUUUUAUUUUGUAAUUGGAAAUUGCUAACUUAAUACGCAUUUGCACAGUUGCAAAUUAUUUAUUUAAUAUGUUUGUGAUCGUUUGUUUGGAAUACAGAGGCACUAUCAUUAUUUAUUUUUUAAUGUUAUUUUUGAUAAUAUUAAUGUUUGUGUAUUUUGAUUUCAGUUUAAGAUUGCACAUUUACAAAUCUGUUGAAAGAUCUGUUUAUUAAACUGAUACUUAAAAAAAAAUACAAAUGCUGUUGUAUUUAAUUAUUUUACAAUUUAACUUCAGUAAACCACACUUGAUGCUUCACUUUGAAUAUGAAAGUUUAAAAUAAAUCUGUGAUCUAAGUGCCCUCUAAGGUUAAAAGGUGACUGUUUUGGUGUAAAUAACGACUAUAAUAAUACAGGGGUCUAUCAAGGGACAAAAGUCUAGAAUAU
Molecule: messenger RNA, 3378 nt
Organism: Gadus macrocephalus (Pacific cod)
Lineage: Eukaryota; Metazoa; Chordata; Actinopteri; Gadiformes; Gadidae
Exons: 3
Coding region: 464-1483 (339 amino acids)
Source: RefSeq, a predicted model, not a curated record